Messenger RNA from Frankliniella occidentalis (western flower thrips), 765 nucleotides. RefSeq names its product pyridine nucleotide-disulfide oxidoreductase domain-containing protein 2-like. Lineage: Eukaryota; Metazoa; Arthropoda; Insecta; Thysanoptera; Thripidae. The record is from RefSeq and is a predicted model, not a curated record.
ACAGUUAAAGAGAUCCUCUUGGACAGUGAUGGAAGAGUGACAGGUGUGCUGAAUGCAGAUGGAGAAGAGAUAAAGGCCAGCCUGGUCUUAUCCAAUGCAACACCAAAGGUGACUUUUCUAAACCUGUUACCAAAUGGGACUCUACCAGAGGCAUUUGAGAAUGCUGUUAAAAAAAUUGACUACACCUCGCCGGUCACUAAAAUAAAUGUUGCCAUCAGCCGCCUACCCGAGUUUCGCUCCGACCCUUGCAAAAUCCCGGGCCAAGCAAUGCCGCAUCACCAGGCGACCAUCCACCUGAACUGCGAGGACAUGAGCCUCCUGGAUGAGGCUUACGACUGUGCUAAGAGAGGCGUCAUAUCUGAGAGGCCGAUGAUCGAGAUGGUCCUUCCCUCCGUGCUGGACCGCACCCUGGCGCCGGAGGGGGCCCACGUCUGCUUGCUGUUCACGCAGUUCACGCCCUACAACCUACCGGGCGGCUGGAGCGAGCACGCCAAGGAGGCCUACGCCUCGAAAGUACGUGUCAGGCCAGGCAUAGUGGUAGUGGCCCCCUUUCGGUACACUGAGCAUCAUCACUCGCAGGGUUGCCAGAAAAGUAGGCAAUAAGUUAGCCCAAACAGAGGUGUGGAGCGGGAUGCGUUUACUCAGGCCUUCACGCGGCCACCUCCACGCUUUAUGUGUUUGGGCUACUUAUUGACUACUUUUCUGGAAAUAAUUGUCACGUCACUCACACUGUUAAAUUCCUACAAAGCAUUUGCUUUGCAGAGC